AUGGACCCUGCGCCGACGGCAGGCCAAGUGUUUCGGGCGGUGGUGCAUACGGACGAUGCCGGAGCACAGUAUGAGGCGCGUGUGAAAGGGCGCAAGCUGCAAUUGUCCAACGUCGAGCGCGCUGCGCCGCUACCAGCGACACCGAUGCUGCAAGCAAAAGUUGCACGGGCCAAACGCCGCGCGCAGCCGACGGGGCAGCGGACGAAGAAGGGUGCGCCGCGGCUCGAUAUGCCAAAGACGAUGGCGUACGAGGAUGCACAGCGUGUGCAUGUACUCUGGGUAGAGUACGUGCGCGACUUGCUGGGACUCGACGAUGUGCAGGAGGCGGAGCGGAUCCUUGCCAGUCCGGCACAGGUCCAGCAGCUGCAAAAUACGCUGCUCAAGGCGGAUUGGACAGGCGCUCGCUUUGCGAUUGUGCAGUCGACGAAUCCCGCGCUUGUACAUCUGAACGGGGUCGUCCUCCUCGAGACGCACGAGAUGUUUUGGAUCUUGCCGGCGCCGAAAAAGGGGAGGGAAUCGGUGCAGACAAAGCUUUGUAUGGUGCCGAAGCGGAAUACCGUGUUUCGAGUCGUGCUUCCCAUAGGCAACGAGACAGCGUCACUGUCGCUGGACCUGUACGGGAACCAGAUGCGCUAUACCAUGCCUGCACGCAGCACACGAAAACACAAGGCACGCAAAACGAUUGAGCUGGGGUAG
Molecule: messenger RNA, 696 nt
Organism: Malassezia vespertilionis
Lineage: Eukaryota; Fungi; Basidiomycota; Malasseziomycetes; Malasseziales; Malasseziaceae
Exons: 1
Coding region: 1-696 (231 amino acids)
Biological process (GO): rRNA processing; tRNA 5'-leader removal
Cellular component (GO): ribonuclease P complex; ribonuclease MRP complex
Molecular function (GO): ribonuclease P RNA binding
Source: RefSeq, a predicted model, not a curated record